Drosophila busckii is the source of this 1824-nucleotide messenger RNA. Its product is annotated as prolyl 4-hydroxylase subunit alpha-2. The transcript is spliced from 8 exons. Gene Ontology annotation, biological process: peptidyl-proline hydroxylation to 4-hydroxy-L-proline. Lineage: Eukaryota; Metazoa; Arthropoda; Insecta; Diptera; Drosophilidae. The record is from RefSeq and is a predicted model, not a curated record. Gene Ontology annotation, molecular function: L-ascorbic acid binding; procollagen-proline 4-dioxygenase activity; iron ion binding. Gene Ontology annotation, cellular component: endoplasmic reticulum. Bases 210 to 1766 code for a protein of 518 amino acids.
UGAACAGCUUCAAAUGUUGUUCACAGAAAUAUUUUUAGAUCUUGUCUGUGAUAUCUCAAAUAAAAUUAUAUGCUGCGACAAAUUUUCAGAGAUUAAUUCAUAGCGAAAAAAGGAUUUUGUUUCUACAGCGUCUUCAAUUUGUCGCAUGAUAUCAAAAGUGAGUCGCUUAUCAAUAGACUGGGGGAAGCCAGAACGUAGUCCAAAUAAGAAUGCACACGGCGAUAAUUCUAGCAACUGCUUUAAGUUUGCUUUUGCUGCAAAUUAGCGCGCAGCAAACCGAAAAUGAGGUAAGUCACUCCACAUCGGUGGCAGGCAUGGUCAAGCUGCUGGACGUGGAGUCCAAGCUCAUAGAGAAUCUGGAUAACUAUGCCACGCAGCUGGAGCGUAAACUUGAAGCCGUACGCAGCUACGUUGCGGAUAUGCGUGCGGAGAAUGAUAUAGCCAAGCAGCAACCGGAGUCGUAUCUAUCAAAUCCAUUGAAUGCCUUUGCGCUCAUACGUCGCAUGCAUCAGGAUUGGCUACAUUGGCGUCUCUAUAUGGAGCAACCUGUGGGGCACGAGCAGGCAGCUUAUGUGCCACAAAUGCAGCAACACUUGCCCACUAGCACAGAUCUGGAGGAAGCAGCGGCGUCUAUACAUCGCAUACAACUCACCUAUGAUAUGAAGGCAGCCGACAUGAGCUCGGGUCUGCUCAAUGGCAGGCAGUACAAUGUAAGUUUGAGUAGCUUGGAUAGGUACGCGCUGGGCAAGCAUCACUUUGAUAGACAGAACUUUGGCGAAGCUUGCCAGUGGAUAUAUCAAGCUAUUCAAUGGCUAGAUGGCAAGAAUAAGCUGCCGCGUCCCUUGGCCUUGGAUCGCGCCGAGCUGUUUCAGUUAUAUGGCGAGGCACUUAUCAAAAUGAAUCGCUUUAACGACGCACUUCAGGUGUUUAAUAAUGCAGUUGCUUUUAAGCAAGAUAAUGCACAGCUCUUGCAACGCAGAUUGGAAGUGGAAGCUCUGACAAGAACGAAUGCGCAUUUACCGCCCCAGCGAUAUUCAAUUCCACAGCCUGGCGCCUAUGAGCUUGGCUGUCGCGGUGGUUAUCCAUCUAAAUCCAAUUUGUACUGUUUCUACAAUCAUACGACAUCCGCAUUUCUGCGCUUGGCCCCCAUUAAAAUGGAGCUGCUUGCUCUGGAUCCCUACAUGGUGCUUUAUCAUGAUAUCCUAACAUCCAAAGAGAUUCAGGAGCUACAAUAUUAUGCCGUCCCCAAUCUAAUGCGUGCCACAGUCUUUGAUGCCAAAACCGGUCGCAAUAAUGUCGUCAAAACGCGCACCUCAAAGGUCACCUGGUUGCCCGAUGCACACAGCGAGCUCACUAGACGUCUCAAUCGACGCAUUACGGACAUGACUGGCUUUGAUAUGUACGGCUCUGAAAUGCUGCAGGUGAUGAACUAUGGCCUAGGCGGUCAUUACGACAAGCACUUUGAUUACUUCAAUGCCACAACUGCCCCCGAAUUGACUAAAAUGAAUGGCGAUCGUAUUGCCACUGUGCUCUUCUAUCUAACUGAUGUCGAACAAGGUGGCGCUACAGUCUUUCCCAACAUAGGCAAAGCAAUAUUUCCCAAGCGUGGCACCGCCGUCAUGUGGUACAAUCUGCGGCAUGAUGGCAAUGGUGAUCCUCAAACUCAGCAUGCUGCCUGUCCCGUCAUCGUGGGCUCCAAAUGGGCUACCACCAAAUGGAUACGUGAGCGCCAACAGCUUUUUACUAGACCCUGUGAGAAGAUGUAAGCCGGACAAGCUCUAUUCUACAAUUCUAUUAAACUUCGAUAUAUAUUCAAUGGGACUC